Messenger RNA from Symbiodinium sp. CCMP2592, 1878 nucleotides. Lineage: Eukaryota; Dinophyceae; Suessiales; Symbiodiniaceae. The record is from the annotation of a GenBank genome assembly.
AUGCACACCAUGUCCUUCCCAUGUGUGGCCAUUGCUGCCGCGCUCCUGUGGACCAGUGUUCGCACCGACAGCCUCCGUGUGGGUCAGGAGGAGGAUGACGAUUCGGAGAUGCUCGUGCACUCCACGCGCGUCCGAAAUUCGAGCAUCCCUUGUGCCACGGUUCGGAUGUAUCGACACUGCGUGCGAUCAACGACUACGAAGGUGAAGGGGGUUAGUCCCGAACAUGAUGACCUCUCACACUAUACAGACUUGCCGCUGCCUGCUUGGAACACGCCAAUGAAGUGGUGCACCGACCAAGGUUCUGCGCUUAUGAAGAGUGAAGGAAAGAAGCUGAGACAGCGAGAGCUCAAGAUGGAUCUGUCGAAGCUGAAGGUAAUCGUGGACACGGACCAGCGUGAUGCUACCAGUGCAAACUCCCUACUGCAGGGGCUUGCUGACCAGGGUGAAAUCUUUGCAGCACGGGUGGAAUAUUUCCCUGUGCUCUUCAACGCCUUCAAACCUGGAGCUGGUGCGACCGUUUGCAAAACUCCAAGCAAGGAGCUUAUGACAGCACAGAAACAGCAGCGACUGCACACGACACCGAUGCCCAUGGGUGUCGGUCCUGCUCACGACAUGAACCAGACAAAAUACAACGACGUGUUGGAGCUUUUUGAGAAAUUGUUCGGAGUUGGCGCUGCAGGCUCUCUGAAACAGAUGAGCAACCCACCCAUCAUCGACAACGAGACAGGACUUUUGAAAGGAGCACCUGUCGUGCUGAAGCUUCUUGCGACGAAUUUAAUGUUUGCUUACGCAUCUAACAUCACCAUCGCAACCCAUGUGCCAGCAAGCCGGGAUCAGAUCUUCGAGCUCACGGCCUGGACCCAUUGGGAGCGCCGGAUCUCGCAGACACCGGCCCUUCUUGUGUCAAAGAAAGCUUGUGGCGUCCUUUCUAUGAUCACCAUGUUGCUAGGUAAGCCCAGGCAGAAAUAUGCCAUCUUCGUAGGGCAUGACAGCGAUCUUGAUGCUUUGGCGCACUUCUUUCAGAUUACAUGGAAAGCGCCUCCUUUCCCCGCGUGGAAGCCAACACCUCCGGGGUCAUCGCUGAGCUUCACAUCCUUAGGUGACGGCACAGCCUUGGUGCAUUUCACGUACCAGGUCUUCGACUCCUCAAACGACCCUGAGGUUAAGGUCGUACCCACCUUGCCUGGCCGGGUGAGUUUGUUUAAAAUCAAAGCCUUCAUCGAGACGCAAAUCAUGGAGUUUGCAGGAACGCCCGUCUUGCCGCUGCUUCAGCUCAUAAGCAGCCAUGACGACCUACCGGAGGGCAGCGGUGCCAUGAGCCCGGUGAUGAGAGAUGCGGAUUUUUCCGCUGCCAGCUGCCCUGUGAGUGACCUGCGAGGACUUCGAGGUUCCUUGAGCCCACCUCAGCACACAAGUCCUCGGGGACAGAGCCCGGACAAUUCCGGGGAGCCCUUGAUGAAGCAGGUCUCGUUCAGGAUGUCGGAGGACGAAGAUGAUGACGAGGCUCAACCUUCACGGCCGCGCCGAAAUUCACGGAGCCUGAGCCCGUCCAUCUACCGCAAACAGCAGGGUGGUCCCGCCCGAUUAGCACCUCCGAAGUCCGAGAGCGAUGCUCUUCUGUCCUCUGGCUCCGAAAGGGAUCGGGCGAGGGUGAGCAAGAGCUUGCACAACAAGCCCACUGCGUCGACGCUCUCAUCGGGCAGCAAUGUGCCGCUUCCGGAGGGGGCAUUCGCCUCAGACCGGGUCGAGUUUAGGAUCUCGGGACCAGAUUCGAACAAGCAGGUACUUGAUUGCAGAAGUUCUAACCUCGAGGCGUGUAGGGCAUCUAUCCCCGGCACUAGAAUAUGUCGAUGCGACCUGCCGCUUGAAGGAUUUUGA